Molecule: messenger RNA, 1229 nt
Organism: Mobula hypostoma (lesser devil ray)
Lineage: Eukaryota; Metazoa; Chordata; Chondrichthyes; Myliobatiformes; Myliobatidae
Gene: pax5
Product: paired box 5
Exons: 10
Coding region: 1-1167 (388 amino acids)
Biological process (GO): anatomical structure development; regulation of transcription by RNA polymerase II
Molecular function (GO): RNA polymerase II cis-regulatory region sequence-specific DNA binding; DNA-binding transcription factor activity, RNA polymerase II-specific
Source: RefSeq, a predicted model, not a curated record
AUGGAAAUCCACUGUAAGCACGACCCGUUUGCAGCAAUGCAUAGGCAUGGCGGGGUGAAUCAGCUCGGAGGAGUCUUUGUGAAUGGCCGCCCUCUCCCCGAUGUUGUCCGGCAGCGAAUCGUAGAACUGGCCCACCAAGGAGUGAGACCCUGCGAUAUCUCCCGGCAGCUCAGAGUGAGCCACGGCUGCGUUAGCAAGAUCCUGGGCAGGUACUAUGAAACGGGAAGUAUAAAGCCGGGAGUAAUUGGAGGAUCCAAGCCAAAGGUCGCUACACCCAAAGUGGUAGAUAAAAUCGCCGACUAUAAGCGUCAAAAUCCCACCAUGUUUGCCUGGGAGAUCCGAGAUAGACUGUUGGCAGAACGAGUCUGUGACAAUGAUACGGUGCCCAGUGUCAGUUCUAUUAACAGGAUUAUCCGAACAAAGGUACAGCAGCCUCCAAAUCAACAAUCGCCAGUCUCGUCUCAUACUAUAGGUAACUCUGUGCCAGUGACUCCAGUCCCAUCAGCUGCCACAGAUUCAGCAGGAUCUUCGUAUUCCAUCAGUGGAAUUCUGGGAAUCACACCAUCUAAUAAUGAGAAUAACAAGAGAAAGCGCAAUGAAGGUGCUCAGGAAAAUCCAAUGCACAAUGGACACUCCCACCCGAGCAGGGAUUUUCUGCGGAAGCAGAUGCGUGGCGAGCUCUUCACACAGCAACAGCUAGAAGUGUUAGACAGAGUCUUUGAAAGACAGCACUACUCAGAUAUCUUCACAACUACAGAGCAGAUCAAAUCUGAGCAGAAUACAGAGUAUUCCACCAUGGCAUCGCUAGCUGGAGGACUGGAAGAUAUGAAGUCGAGUCUAGCAAAUCCAGCUGACAUAGGGGCCAGUGGUCCAGGACCUCAAUCUUACCCAAUUAUUACAGGUCGUGAUUUGGCUAGUACGACUCUUCCUGGUUAUCCUCCACAUGUGCCCCCCGCUGCACAGAGCAGUUACCCACCCCCGACACUGACAGGGAUGGUGCCUGGAGGUGAUUUUUCUGGGAGCCCAUAUUCCCAUCCGCAAUAUACAACUUAUAACGACUCCUGGAGAUUCCCCAAUGCUGGAUUAUUAAGUUCCCCUUAUUAUUACAGCACCGCAGCCCGGGGGUCGGCGCCUCCUGCUGCCACUGCGGCCUACGAUCGCCACUAGCCGGGAAGGGGGAGGCCCAGGCUGCAGGUAGUGAAGAAAUUGUGCACUUACAACACAUAUCA